This is a messenger RNA of Cynara cardunculus var. scolymus (artichoke), 2097 nucleotides long. RefSeq names its product cytochrome b561 and DOMON domain-containing protein At5g35735-like. Lineage: Eukaryota; Viridiplantae; Streptophyta; Magnoliopsida; Asterales; Asteraceae. Bases 176 to 1924 code for a protein of 582 amino acids. The record is from RefSeq and is a predicted model, not a curated record. The transcript is spliced from 4 exons.
CUCCAUAUAUAUAUCCCCCAUACAACCUUUCCCUCUCUCAUCCACACUUCAAAACUAUCCAUCUCAUCUCAUCUCAGCUUACCACAAAGAUCAACUCUGGGUCUUUAGAUUCGAUCUGUUAAGAAGUUGAAUCGAUCUGUUUUCUGUACUGACUUUGGAACCCAUCAAGCUUUUCAUGAUGGGUAAAUUUUUGGGUCUUCUUUUUUGCGUUUUGAUAUCGAAUUUGGGCCUAUCUUAUGCUCAAAAUUGCAGCAAUUAUGCCUUUUCUAACAACGCAAUCUUCGCCACAUGCGUCUCUUUACCUGUUUUGAACGGGCAUCUCCACUGGAACUACCAUUCCAACAGCACCGUCGAUGUGGCUUUCCGGCACACUGGAUCGGAAGCUUCUCAAUGGGUUGCUUGGGCUCUCAACGUUAACGGGUCGGGUAUGAUUGGGGCUCAAGCUCUUGUGGCUGUAACCAGCUCARACGGGUCGGUUCGAGCUUAUACUUCAUCAGUAACCAGCUAUGCAACCGGUCUGCAACCCAGCAACUUGAGUUUUCCAGUGCCCAGGAUAAGGGCGGAAAGGGUGGAUGGCGAUGUGGUCAUUUUUGCGACGUUGGUUUUGCCAGGUGGAGGGACGAGAUUUAAUCAGGUAUGGCAGGUGGGUCCUGUUACUAGUGGAGCUCCGGCUAGACAUGCACUGGUUGCUGAUAAUCGGGCUUCUGUCGGAACAGUGGAUUUUUCAACCAGUAAUGGUACUGGGUCGCCGCCGCCGACGCCGACACCGACUCCGACAACGCCAACGACGCCAACGACGCCGACGACGAGAAAUGAUUGCAUCAAUUUUGCCUUCUCCAACAACUCCAACUACGCCACAUGCGUCUCUUUACCUGUUUUGAACUCGCAUCUCCACUGGAACUUCAACACCAACCGCACCGUCGACGUGGCUUUCCGGCACGCUGGAUCAGAAACAUCCCAAUGGGUUGCUUGGGCACUCAAUCUUCAAGGGUCGGGUAUGCUUGGGGCCCAAGCUCUUGUGGCUGUAACCAGCUCAAACGGGUCGGUUCGAGCUUAUACUUCAUCAGUAACCAGCUAUCAAACCAGUCUGCAGCCCAGCAGUUUGAGUUUUGAAGUGCCCAUGAUAAGGGCGGAGAGGGCCGAUGGCGAUGUGGUGAUUUAUGCGACGUUGGUGUUGCCUAAUGACGGGACGACAUUUAAUCAGGUAUGGCAGGUGGGUCCUGCUACUGACGGAGUUCCGUCUGUUCACUCACUGGUGGGUGAUAAUCGGCGUUCUGUCGGAACGGUGAAUUUUGCAACCGGUCAGGCCGGCGGCGGCGGUAAUGUUGGUGGGUCGCGGCAGCGGCGGAGAAACACUCACGGAGUGUUGAAUGCGGUUAGUUGGGGAGUAUUGAUGCCCAUGGGAGCCAUGGCAGCAAGAUAUUUGAAGGUGUUUAAUGUAGCUAAUCCAGCCUGGUUUUACAUCCAUGCUGCUUGCCAAACUUCAGCCUAUAUCGUGGGUGUCGCCGGAUGGGCCACCGGACUCAAACUUGGAGGUGACUCUACUGGAAUCCGAUACGAUAAGCACCGGAAUAUCGGAAUCACCCUCUUUGCAAUUGGAACACUUCAGGUUUUUGCGCUGCUUUUGAGGCCUAAACCAGAGCACAAAUACAGAAUUUACUGGACCAUCUACCACCAGAGCCUUGGAUACUCGGUGAUCGUUCUGAGCAUCAUCAAUGUGUAUGAAGGGCUCGAUAUCUUGGACCCCGAGAAGAAGUGGAAGAACGCGUACACGGGAAUACUUAUCUCUUUGGGGGUAAUGACAGUUGUGUUGGAAGCUUUAACAUGGUACAUCGUUUUGAAGAGGAAGAAGGAAGACAAAAGAACACAUGCAGGAGCCAAUGGUUCGUCAUAUGCUGCCAAUGGACACGGGCAGUCGGCAUAGAUGAUUGGUUUUACGGGUCGAUUUGUUGUUUUACUUUCUGGGUGUUGAGAGCUAUAUUCUUUGUCGAGAUAUAUAUAUAUAUAUAUAUGGAUAUAUGUAUGUAGGUAUACAAUUUUCAUGCUUAUUUUGAGCUUUUCCGAUUCUUAGUUGAUGCUUUUGAGUCUCUUGAUCUA